This is a messenger RNA of Brassica rapa (field mustard), 1482 nucleotides long. RefSeq names its product VQ motif-containing protein 4. The record is from RefSeq and is a predicted model, not a curated record. NCBI's taxonomy places the organism in Eukaryota, Viridiplantae, Streptophyta, Magnoliopsida, Brassicales, Brassicaceae.
UAACUACAAGUACAACACAAGUCAAUGCCCUUUAUAACUCAAUAGUCAUAUAUAUAUAUAUAUUCUAAAUAUAUCCAAGUUUGUAAGCUGUGAUUGGUAAACAAAAUAGAACAAAUUUAAAAGCGUAAAUGGAAUAAAUAAUUUUCGAUCAGAUAAUUUUCUUCUUUUCAGCUAAAAAAUUCUCACUAAAAAGUGAAAAAAAAACACUCUACAAUAAUGAAUCCAAUCAAAUUCUCUUUUACAUUUUCCACCAUUUUAGUCCAAAAUAUUUUUCAAUCAGGGAUUUAGAUUAGCACCUUUUGAUCUGUAUACCCUUAAACAGGUAUAGGUGUAUAGGAGUUUUAAGUGAUUCAAUUAGAUCACAAUUGAAUAAAACAAGAAUUUGCCAAUAUUUCAUAUAAGUUGUUACAGCAAAUCCGAAUCCGGAAUUUUGUCCGUAAAAGUUGGAAUAAAUAAAACGGACAUUUUGUCCAUCUUAAUCAUUUUCCAUCUGACGACGGCGCGUGAUGACAAUCUAGUGUAAGCGCGUGAGUGAACUAAAGAGACCAAUACAAUUUUUUCUUACCGAACCAAAACAAAGCUUGUUAGCAAAUAGUACACACAAUCUAUCUCUCUCUCCUAUUCUCUCUCUCAUCAAAAUGGAGAAUUCGCCAAGAUACAGAGAUGCUUCGACGAAUCCGAUUCCAUCUCCUCGAUGCAGUAGCAGCAGCACUGAAAGCAACAAGCCACCCACAACUCCGACCCGAAACCUAACCCCAAGAUCCGAAUCCGGAAACCCGUACCCGACAACUUUCGUCCAAGCCGAUACCACUUCCUUCAAGCAAGUCGUCCAGAUGCUAACCGGAUCCUCAGACAGACCCAAACACCACAACAACAACACAUCGUCUCUUAAACCCGACCCGAGAUCCUCCUCUCCUUCCCAAUUCUCUAUCCCUCCGAUCAAAGCCGUCCCCAACAAGAAACACUCUUCAGGGUUCCGUCUCUACGAGCGUCGUAACUCGAUGAAGCACCUCAAAAUCAACCCGUUAAACCCGGUUUUCAACCCGGUUAACUCGCCCCGGAAACCCGAGAUCCUCUCUCCGAGCAUCCUCGAUUUCCCGUCUCUCGUACUCAGCCCGGUUACUCCUCUUGUACCCGACCCGUUUAACCGGUCCGGAUCAUCGAAUCAGAGCUCCAACGACGAGGAAGAGAAGGCUAUGAAAGAGAAGGGGUUUUAUUUGCACCCGUCUCCGGCGACAACUCCGAUGGAUUCUGAGCCUCGUCUUCUUCCUCUGUUCCCGGUGACUUCUCCUAGAGUCUCAGGUUCUUCUACAGCUUCAUGAAAACACAUUAAUUUUUUUUUUUGUGAUCUUACUAUGUAUUAUACGAGGGAAAUUGUAACGCUGAGAUGAGAUGUUUGCGAUUUGAAAUUAUCGCCUUCAAUUGUAUUUUAAUAUAUCUCUAUGGUUUUAUUGAUUUGAAUGCUCAUGUUUGGCUUGUUUA